Molecule: messenger RNA, 1353 nt
Organism: Darwinula stevensoni
Lineage: Eukaryota; Metazoa; Arthropoda; Ostracoda; Podocopida; Darwinulidae
Source: the annotation of a GenBank genome assembly
AUGGCUGUUCUGAGCGGGCAUUGGUGUCGAGCAGGGAUGGUGACUCAGACAUGGCUUCGUCUGGGAUUUCACGAGCAGUCUGGGGCAAGUCCUUUUAUGCGAGGUGGGGGUGGGGGCGAGGAGAGGGAGGAAAUGAAGAGCGCGACACUUUAUCACUGGGACCUGCCCCAAGCCCUGCAGGAUAGGGGAGGCUGGCUCAACCCUGAAAGCCAAGACUGGUUCAUGGAUUACGCACACAUAUGCUUCGAGGCAUUCGGCGACCGGGUGAAGCUAUGGAUCACCUUCAACGAACCGGCGGGAGUUGUAUGCGGGGGAUAUGGCUCCGGAGAUGCUCCCCCAGGCAUCAAUGAUGCACCAGCCGAGAAACCUUACCAGGCGGCUCGUAACAUCCUUCUUGCCCACGCGAAGACUUAUCGGCUGUAUCAAGAGGAGUUCUCUGCUUCCCAAUUUGGUCAAGUCGGUAUCUCGUUGAGCUCGGAUCACUUCGAGGCGUUGAACCCGGCGGACCCAGAGGAUGUGGCAGCGGCAGCCCGUCAGACGGAGUUCUGCCUGGGAUGGUUCGCCGAUCCCAUCUACUUCGGCAACUACCCGCAGUCCAUGAUCGACAAGAUCGGAGAGAAGAGCGAGGCUCAGGGAUAUCCGAAAUCCCGGCUCCCCGCCUUCACGGCUGCAGAACAGGAGAUGCUGGCCGGCACUGCCGACUUCCUCGGCUUGAACACCUACACGUCCACCUAUGUAAAAAAUCAUGCGAAUAGCCCUGAUUGUGUCAGUUAUGCAUGCGAUUCCGACACAAGAGGCUCCUCGGAUCCUUCCUGGUAUGGGACGGGAUCGGAUUGGCUGAAAUUGUAUCCGCAAGGAACGAGGAAACUCUUGAACUACAUCAAGGACCGGUACGGGAAUCCGGAAGUAAUAAUCACGGAGAACGGGAGCAGCGACCGGGCCGGGAACCUGGACGAUGCCCUCAGGAUCUAUCAGCUCAAACAUUACAUCAACAACAUCCUCAAAGCGGUGCUAUUGGAUGGGUGCAACGUGACGGGAUACACGGCCUGGACACUCAUGGACAACCUGGAAUGGAAUGCAGGCUUCUCGUACCUCCUCGGUCGUAAGCGACCGCAGGGAAAAGAGGUCGACGGGCCCUCUGAUUGGUCCCAGCAGGUGACCUUUCACCUGCUGGGACCAAUCAGAUCAGGCGAUACGUGGGAGCGCUGUUUCAUUCGCAGGCAGAAGUUUGGACUGCACUACGUGGACUUUGAGGACCCAGAGAGGCCGAGGACCCCGAAGGCCUCGUCUCGCUUCUUCAGGCUGCUCAUUCGAGACAAUGGAUUCAUCAAGGAACAUCUUUGUGAAUAUUGA